This is a messenger RNA of Phaedon cochleariae (mustard beetle), 912 nucleotides long. NCBI's taxonomy places the organism in Eukaryota, Metazoa, Arthropoda, Insecta, Coleoptera, Chrysomelidae. The record is from the annotation of a GenBank genome assembly.
AUGCAGUCAACACCAGUCUUUGUGUACAUUUUCCUCUAUUUCGUCAUCACUCUCGCAACGUGCUGCCGAGAAAUCACUUUCGACCAUGUGAAAGUAACAGUCAAGGGUGCCAAAGACAUCAAAAACAUCACAGGGUGUUUCCAGCCCAGCGACCAUCUACUGAAAGUCUCCUACAUCCAAAUCAUCAACGAACAAGUACCAGUACUGAAAAAAGACGCAAUUCACGGUUUGCCGAAUCUCAUGGACAUUAUCCUGGAAGAUAAUAACAUGACGGAUAUUGAACCGGGAGCUUUUUAUAACCUGACGCACUUAUACCUGUUCAAAAUGCGGUACAACUACAUCAAAACCAUACGCGAUGGUGUGUUCAACGGUCUACCUCUGAAGGAACUCUGCUUGACCAACAACAGCAUCGAAAUAAUACACCCGAACGCUUUCGACAACAUGCCAAACCUAACCAUCCUAUUCCUAAACGAGAACAAAAUCACCACCCUGUCGAACGAGUGGUUCAAAAACACCCCCAAAGUAGUUUCGCUCAAUCUCGAAAAAAACUACAUAACGACCAUCCCAUUCAGAGUGUUCCAGAACAUACGGGGCGAGCAUUUGGUCAGCGACGUCCACAUAAGGACCAACAUAAUGUUGAAUGACAACGUCAUAAGGAAGAUCGAAGACGGGGCGUUUAAUUGUCUCGAAACGUUGGGAUGGCUGUUUUUGCAUCGGAAUGAGAUCGAGGAUAUUAGUGCGGAGAGUUUGGGGUCCCUCAAGGUUAUAGAGUGGGUCCGGCUCGACCACAAUAGGUUGAGGUGUGUGCCUGAUAGGCUAGUGCAGAUUUCGCCGAAAAUUGUGUAUUAUUUGCAUUCGAAUCCUCUGACGGAUAUGUGUAUCAACAAGUAUAAUAUCACCAAAGUUAGAUGA